AUGCUAAACUGUCUUUCAGGGAUGUUUUUGUGUGUGACUUUCCUGAUUCUCUUUAUGGAAUCUCAAUCAGAGGAUCUAAAGGUGUUUGGUCCAGAUGCUCCUCUUGUCGCUGACGCUGGUAAAGACCUGAUUUUGCCAUGUUUUAUCAAACCCAGUACCAGUGCUGUGGACAUGACAGUGCAGUGGAGGAAACUAGAUAAGAACUCAUUAGUGCAUCUCUAUAAUAAUCAUGAAGACAGAAAUGAAGAUCAGGCUCAGUCCUACAGAGGAAGAACAUCACUGUUCAUAGAGGAGCUACAGAAAGGCAACGCUUCACUCAAACUCUCAGCUCUCAGAGUCUCUGAUGAAGGACAAUAUCACUGUCACAUUGGGAAUGAAUCCUGGGUGGAUGAGACCACUUUUUAUGUCUGGGUUAAGGCUCAGGGUAGCCAACCAGUGAUCAUGAUAGAGAAUUACGAUAACUCAGGAGGGAUUAAUCUAGUGUGUGAGUCCAGAGGCUGGAACCCUGCACCUGAUGUUCUGUGGCUGGACAGUAAAGGAGCCCGUCUGCCUGCUGAAGAGACACAGAUACACAGAGAGACUGAGGGCUUCAGUGGGAAAUGCCGCAUCACUGUUCAUGAUUAUAGCAGCUCUAACAAAUUUUACUGCAGAUUUCUAGAAAAACAUCACAUGAUGGAAGCAGAGAUUAUCAUUGAUAGUAAAGUCUUUAAUGCUUGGAAGUGGGCUGUCGGCAUGUCAGUUCCAGCAUGUAUAACUGCUGUGGGAUUGAUAAUAACUGCAGCUGUUUUUUACAAGAAAGAGAAAAAAAAGACGAAAGUGCUUCGUGAACUAGCUGUUAAGCAUCAGCUUUCAAAGAUGAAGAAGUCUGCAGUGGAUGUGACUCUGGAUCCUGAUACAGCAAAUCCAUUUCUCAUCCUGUCUGCUGAUGGAAAAGAAGUGAAAAAAGUAGACGAGGAAGAGGAUCUCCCUGAUACACCACAGAGGUUUACUAAAGAACGCUGUGUUGUUGGAAAGCAGAGUUUCUCCUCAGGGAGAUUUUAUUAUGAGGUUCAGGUCAGCGGGAAAACUGAUUGGAUAUUAGGCAUCGUGAGAGAGAACAUUAACAGGAAGUGGUGGAUUAUUACACCGAGACCUCAGGAUGGAUUCUGGACUGUGAGACUGUUGGGUGGGAAUCGUUAUGAAGCUCUUGCUGAUCCCUCUGUCCCCCUCACACUGAGAGAGAAGGUGGAGAAGGUGGGGGUGUUUGUGGAUUAUGAGGAGGGUCUGGUCUCCUUUUAUGAUGUGAACUCCAGAUCUCAUAUCUACUCUUUCACUGGUCAGACUUUCAAUGAGAAACUCUAUCCAUACUUCUGUCCUUGUGAUAAUGAUGGAGGUAAAAAUGCAGCUCCACUGAUCAUCUCUCCUGUGUGUAACACUGAGUGA
Clarias gariepinus (North African catfish) is the source of this 1422-nucleotide messenger RNA. Its product is annotated as butyrophilin subfamily 1 member A1-like. NCBI's taxonomy places the organism in Eukaryota, Metazoa, Chordata, Actinopteri, Siluriformes, Clariidae. Gene Ontology annotation, molecular function: protein binding. The record is from RefSeq and is a predicted model, not a curated record. The transcript is spliced from 8 exons. The coding region runs from base 1 to 1422 and encodes 473 amino acids.